CGAACCUUCCCGCCAAAUAAUUUAAAAACAAGAAACAUGGAGGAUGAAAAAUGCAGUGUUUGAUUGUUAGAGGUUUUCAACGAAUGUGUUAUAGAGUUACCUGAAUUUAUAAGCUUUACUCCAAUAUGUUCAUAGAAAACCUUAAGGAAGAAAUGUACGAUGUCAUUAGUAAAGAGAGAUUGCUUGUGCUGGUUUCAAUGAACGUUGACGCUUUGUGUGCAUGUAAAAUACUACAGUGGCUGUUGAAAUGCGACAACGUGGAAUAUACUUUACUAUCUAUAAGAGGAAAAGAUGACCUUGUAAAAGCGUACCAACAUCAUUCAGAACAGGUGAAGCAUGUAGUUCUUAUCAACUGUGGUGGAAGCCUGAACAUUAUAGAACUGUUACAACCUCUGGAUGAUGUCAUGUUUUACAUUGCAGAUAGUCAUAGACCCUUGGAUCUUGAUAACAUUUACAAUCAAGAUCAGAUCAAAAUUCUGAUGAAAGAAGGAGAGAUUUUAGAAGUACCAGAAUUUGAUGACAUAUAUGCAGCAUCAGAUGAUGAAGAAGAUGAAGACUCUGAUGAAGACAAUGGCACACCAUUAAAGCGCAGGCGAACAGAUGAUUCGGAAUCACCACAUAAAUCUUCAAAGGAGAAACGCCUUUGGCAUAAGAAGAGACAAACCAUUCUGUAUCAGUAUUAUGAGAAUGCAUUUCAUGGAACAUCGUCAGCCAUCGUUUUAUAUGAGCUCUGCUGGAAAUUGAAUAAAGAUUCAAAUUUGGCUCUUUGGUGGGCUUCCGUUGGUUUGACGGAUCAAUUAAUCAAUGAAAGAGUAUCAGAUGAGAAGUACAACGCAGACUCCAGGUCACUUCAUCAGCAUGUAUUGAGACUUAACCAAGAUAAUAUUGAAGAAAAUGGCGUGUCAUCAAACUUAAUGAAACUAACAUUUGAACAUGAUCUUCGCCUCACUUUGUAUCGACAUUGGUCUUUAUUUCAAAGUUUCUCCCAUUCAAUGUACACAGCUUGUAGGUUCCGAAUUUGGACUUUGAAAGGAAAGCGAAGGCUGCGUGAGUUCUUAGCGGAGAUUGGUUUACCACUUCAUCAAUGCCAACAGAAGUUUUCUGCGAUGGAUGUUACUCUCAAAAACACGCUAAAGGACUCCGUUUUAGAAGUUGCUGAAAAAUACGGGUUGGAUGAGAUUUUGUUUGGGUCUUUCAACGUUCAACUUGGUUUUAAAAUCAAGCUUACUGCCAGUGAUGUUGUGUUUGCUGUGGCUGCUUUGAUUGAAAAUUCCACAGAAGAAGGAAAAGCAUAUUCCGAAAACUUUUUUGAAGGUCUUGAUGCUCUUUCUCGGUGCAACUUGGGUGGCGAAUCAUUGGAGAAAGGGUUAGAUCUUUCUAAGAAACAUCUUGUUGCCAUCUGGAAUCAGGUUCAUUCCUUUUUGAGCACACAUCAAAUUGUCUGCGCUGGUCCCUUUUUGUAUGCCCAUGUUAGAGAGGGAGCACCCGAUUUUCAAGUAUUUUCGACGCCAAUGAACGCUACAAGACUGGCAAAGUUUGUUCAAAACUGUUACGUCAUUAUGUCGAAAAACAAGCGAGCUGCAAUGCUGCCACUUAUUCUUACAGCACCAUUGAAUUUGGACACAGGAACAUGUUUGGUAGUUGGAAUCCCCCCUGUAGCAGAUGAUACAAGAAAAAAUUUCCUAGGACGUGCAUUUGAACUAGCUGCUGAAAAGACGAAAUGUAGAUCUUUCCACGAUAAUUGUGAACCUGCAGUGGUCGAAAUAAAAUCCAAGGAUCGAGGUAAAUUCUUUGACGCUCUUUCAUCUCUUCUGGCAUAAAGUUAUUUCUUCGAAUUUAGGACUGUUUGAUUGUAUGUAUUUCUUAUUUCAAAUAUUUUAAUAGUUAAAUUAUUAUCAUGUGCUUUACUCAACAACGAUUUCAACAUUUAUCAUGUAAAAUAUACACAUUUUCGAUCCGA
This is a messenger RNA of Xenia sp. Carnegie-2017, 1960 nucleotides long. Its product is annotated as cell division control protein 45 homolog. Lineage: Eukaryota; Metazoa; Cnidaria; Anthozoa; Malacalcyonacea; Xeniidae. The transcript is spliced from 23 exons. Gene Ontology annotation, cellular component: DNA replication preinitiation complex. The coding region runs from base 126 to 1820 and encodes 564 amino acids. Gene Ontology annotation, biological process: double-strand break repair via break-induced replication; DNA replication initiation; mitotic DNA replication preinitiation complex assembly. Gene Ontology annotation, molecular function: DNA replication origin binding; chromatin binding; single-stranded DNA binding. The record is from RefSeq and is a predicted model, not a curated record.